Molecule: messenger RNA, 788 nt
Organism: Colletotrichum navitas
Lineage: Eukaryota; Fungi; Ascomycota; Sordariomycetes; Glomerellales; Glomerellaceae
Exons: 3
Coding region: 382-651 (89 amino acids)
Source: RefSeq, a predicted model, not a curated record
CCGUUUUGUGGGUCGCGCUCUCCAGUCGCUCUUAUAAUCUUUGUCCCCCCCACUGGUGGCCCUAACUGACUAAUGGCCUGCUAGUCUAAGAAUGUUCCUGUUGUUGUGUAAAAUGAUGUCUCUUUCCUAACAGGAGGCCUUUCUUAACAGGUGGGCUUGCCCGCCGUUUCCUAGUUUAGAAUAACUUAUAAGACAAUAUCUCUGCAUUUUCUUAGGAUAACAAAGUACUUAAACACAAACCUAAUCCUAUUGCUUUAGAGUCUACCUCUACAAACACAAACCUAAUUCUAUUUCUUCAGAGUCUAUCUCUACACAAUCACUCUACUCUAAUCUAUCUUACCCUAUCUUACAACUAACUCUAUCUACUCAACAUACUUUAUAAUGAAGGUUCCCUUUAUCCUUAGUCUUGCACUUAUUGUUGCUCAGGUCCAGGCAACUUGCUAUGAAUGCAGUUGUUGGAAAAGAAAUGCGCAGAGAAGAACUGUGAUUGAUCACAGUGAUACACGAGCUACCUGUAGGGCAAGAGGUGGACGAAUGGGUCCAGGCUACUGCAUUGUUGACAUUGCUGGUAGCUGGCAUGGUAACGGGUGGCUGAAUUUAUGCAAUUGGAGUGGCGACUGCGAUCAAACAUCUGAGAACCUGUGUAACUAGUGGAACAGUGCAGGAGUUUGCUAUUUCUUCGCUCUAACAGCCUAGUCAGAUCGGGUUAAAAAAGAGCCACCUAGUCCAACAAGGCAGAGAUUACGAGGGGACAUAGCACGGAUAGACAGAUAUCAUUAAUAUACGCC